AUGGUGAAAGUGAAGGAUGGAGUAAACGAAUUUGGCUGUAUUGGGCACCUGGUCACCAGGGCUUCUUUUAACUCUGGCAAAGUGGGUAUUGUCAUCAAUGACCCCUUCUUUGACCUCAACUAUAUGGUGUACAUGUUCCAGUAUGAUUCCACCCAUGGCAAGUUCCAUGGUAUCAUCAAGGCUGAGAAUGGGAAGCUUGUCAUCAAGGGAAAUCCCAUCAUCAUCUUCCAGGAGUGAGAUCCCACUAAAAUCAAAUGGGGGUGACACUGGUGCUAUGUUGUUGGGUCCAUCAGCAUCUUCACUACCAUGGAGAAGGCUGGGGCUCACUUAGAGGGAAGCACCAAAAGGUUCAUCUCUGUCCUUUCUGAUGACACCCCCAUGCUUGUGAUGGACAUGAACCAGGAGAAGUACGAAAACAGCCUCAAGAUUGUCAGUAAUGCCUCCUGUACCACUAACUGA
Molecule: messenger RNA, 459 nt
Organism: Saimiri boliviensis boliviensis (Bolivian squirrel monkey)
Lineage: Eukaryota; Metazoa; Chordata; Mammalia; Primates; Cebidae
Source: RefSeq, a predicted model, not a curated record